AUGCCGAAAACCAAGACUUCCAAAAGCCUCCUGCGCAAUGACGUCAACUUCCCGACAUUCAGCGACCUUCCAGAUGAGAAUGAUGUUGAUCUCACCUACUACGACGAGGGCCCAUACGGAUUUGCACCCAGCCAGCACUGGUGCUUUCUUGGCGAGAUUGUUGACUCUUACGGUCUCGGACGAAUCCUAUUACGCGUAAAGGACAAGGAAGAUCAGGUCGUUACCAUCGGGCUGUACACAGAUGACCGCGGACAAGCGCUCGCUCCGCAAAUCAAGCAAGGACACACAGUUGCUGUGCUAUAUGGCGAACAGCAUGGGUUCUUAGACAUGAGCGUUGGUAUACGCGUCGAAGAAGCCUCCGUUAUCAGAAUCAUACCAUGCUCGCUCGAGCAGCUGCUGAAGGUCAGCGAUGAUGUGGCUGCACGCAACUCGGACCGCCAAUCAAGAUGCUGUGGGUCUUGUGGUCAAAAGGAGGAUACAUCUGACAAGACGCACUUGCGCUUGUGCUCCCGCUGCAAACAAAUGUCAUAUUGUGGAGAGGCUUGUCAGAAGAAAGCCUGGGUGGACGGUCACAAGGUUGACUGCAAGGUACUUGUUUGGGUACAGUGGUUCGCGGCAAGAAACUGGAGAGUGUUCAAUGGAUAUUUCAAUUUCUGA
Messenger RNA from Suillus bovinus, 657 nucleotides. RefSeq lists its product as uncharacterized. The coding region runs from base 1 to 657 and encodes 218 amino acids. Lineage: Eukaryota; Fungi; Basidiomycota; Agaricomycetes; Boletales; Suillaceae. The transcript is spliced from 2 exons. The record is from RefSeq and is a predicted model, not a curated record.